AUGAGGCGUCACCAGCCGCGGGAGGCAGGCCCAGACACCAGGAACACCGGCCCACGGGGGAGGGGGGAGCAAGGGGCGCCUCUCCCCGGGGACCCCGACCCAGAGCCCUCCGACCCCUCGCCCAGGAGCGGCCACGCCAGAAGCCCCCCGCCCCCCGUGGCGGGAACCCCUCCCAGGCGCCUUCCACAGCAGCCAGGCCGGGGAGCCGAGGGUGCCAUCUCCAGGGGCACCCCCGAGCUGCACUGA
Rangifer tarandus platyrhynchus (Svalbard reindeer) is the source of this 246-nucleotide messenger RNA. NCBI's taxonomy places the organism in Eukaryota, Metazoa, Chordata, Mammalia, Artiodactyla, Cervidae. The record is from the annotation of a GenBank genome assembly.